Lactuca virosa is the source of this 2045-nucleotide messenger RNA. The record is from the annotation of a GenBank genome assembly. Lineage: Eukaryota; Viridiplantae; Streptophyta; Magnoliopsida; Asterales; Asteraceae.
ACCCACAGCAACAGGCCAACAGCUGAAACAUAGUAACGCAUUCGUCACACAACUCAACGAAGAAGAAGAAGAUCGACGAUUAUAGAUACGUGUAUAGAUACGAGUGAAAAUCGUGGAAAUCUAGACAGAGAAACAAUCGAUUUGCAUAUAGCUUCGUUAAAUUGGUGGGGGAAAAGAAAAUUGAAGUUUGGAAGCAGUAAAUAGUAAUACAUCAAUGGGUUCCAUUUUAGAACCGGACUCAAGUAGAAACACAAAACCUCCAGGAAUCAGAUUCGUAGAAUGCACCAAGAAAUCAAACAUCUCAUUCAAAUCCCAUCAAGCCAUUGUUCUAAUCGUUACGUUUCUCGCAUACGCAAGCUACCAUGCUUCCCGUAAAACCACCAGCAUCAUCAAAAGCGCCCUCGAUCCUCAAACUCCCGACGAAUCCCUACAAUCAGCCGCAUUUCUACACAGAUCUAACGCGCUUCAAUGGGUUCUAGGAAGCGGGUGGGCCCCAUUCAAUGGCACAAACGGAACAGGUUUGCUCGGAGAUCUAGACUUGGCGUUCCUAUUUGUAUACGCCGUCGGCAUGUUCUUUUCAGGACAUAUUGGCGAUCGAAUGAACCUAAGAAUCUUUCUAACAAUCGGAAUGCUGGGAACGGGUUUAUUCACUUCAUUAUUCGGUGUCGGAUACUGGGCAAACAUUCAUUUCUUCUACUACUACUUGAUAGUUCAAAUGUUAGCAGGGUUGUUUCAGUCAACCGGAUGGCCUUCUGUAGUUUCAGUCGUCGGGAAUUGGUUUGGGAAGAGUAAGAGAGGACUCAUAAUGGGUAUUUGGAACGCCCACACAUCCGUCGGAAAUAUCGCCGGAUCAUUGAUCGCAGCCUACUUUUUAAAAUACGGGUGGGGGUGGUCAAUGGUGGUUCCCGGUUUGAUGAUCGCUUUUGUUGGUGUUCUGGUUUUUCUGUUCUUGCCGGUUGAUCCUGAAUCGGUGGGAGUCAAUCAAGAUGAAGAUGAAUCCGGGUCGCCUAAAAAGCAGGGAUUAUCUCAACAUUUACUGAGCUCAAAACCCGAUAACGAGAAAGGAAAGCCUGUUGGAUUUCUUGAAGCUUGGAAAAUUCCAGGGGUUGCUCCUUUUGCAUUUUGCCUAUUUUUUGCCAAAUUGGUGGCCUACACGUUUCUCUACUGGCUUCCGUUCUACAUUAGUCACACAGCUAUAAAUGGUGAGUACUUAUCGAACGAGGCGGCGGGGAACUUAUCCACAUUAUUUGACGUAGGGGGUGUGGUAGGAGGAAUCCUAGCCGGUCAUAUAUCUGACCGGUUAGGGGCUCGUGCUAUUACGGCAGCGAGCUUUAUGUACUGUGCGAUUCCCGCGUUGUACCUAUACAGAAGUUAUGGACAUAUAUCAAUGUCUGUAAACAUCAUCUUGAUGCUGGUCACCGGGAUGUUUGUUAACGGUCCAUACGCUCUGAUCACAACCGCGGUUUCGGCUGAUCUCGGGACUCACAAGUCUCUGAGGGGAAACUCCAAGGCACUAGCGACUGUAACCGCGAUUAUCGACGGAACGGGGUCGAUUGGUGCCGCGAUCGGACCGGUGCUGACGGGCUACAUUUCAACUCGGAGUUGGAGUGCGGUCUUCACCAUGCUUAUGGCGGCGGCUUUUGUGGCGGGGUUGUUUCUGACGAAAUUGGUGGUGGCGGAGGUGACUGCUAAAUGUCAAGAAUCACGAGGCGGUUCAAGUGGUGGUGCCGCUAGGUCCGGUGCGGUGGAAGAAGUGUGAGCAUUUGUUAUCAUUGGUGGUGAAAAUGAAGAUUUUGUUAAAAUGUGUGAUAUGUGGGCAAAAUUGUUAAAUAUUUAUGGUCUCUACUUCAAAUUGGAGAAGAGGGAAAGGGCCUUGUGUAUUCAUUUGUAUUUUCUCCAAGAUUUUUAGGAUAUGGAGGAGGUGAUAGGGUAGUAAUGUUUGUACAAGUAAUAAUCAAUACCCCAUCAUCAAAAUUAAACAUUUAGUUUGAUAAUUUUUGGAUCAUAAUAUUUAAGAAACUAUGGUUCAAAUCCUCGUUAUUCAA